GGCAGUCAUAGCGCUGUUUGGCUGUAGGGAGGUGGAACUGGCAAACCCGAGGAGGCUCUAGCGAGGGCUGGAACAGUGCGCCACCGGGCCGGAGAGGGGCCUCGGAGUUAGGAGACAGCCAGGUAGUGCAUCUGUUAUGCCCCUGGGAACGUGACCGCUCCGGGACCGAGGCAGGACCUGGCCGGACCCAGCCGGGGAGCCUCGUCUUGGUCGGGCCUCUUUUCCAGCAGCCGGUUAGGCCUCAGCAGAGCCUCUUUCUGUGUGGCAUCUAGCCUCUGUCCAGGAGAUGGCAUCUCCAAGCCCCCCGCUGGAGCCAAAGGUCAGUUGCUACUUGGGGGAAAUUUCCGUUAUGUCGCUAGGGCAGCCAGGCCUCGCCACCACCUCUCCCCGCCCUGGUCUCCCGCCUGUGUACCCGGUGCUCAGGGGUACAGCUCACUGACCAACUGCCUGCUGGCUGGCUCCCCUUUUGCAAGAGCGACUUGAUAAAUCGGCUGGAGAAAAUUAAGAAUGUGAGCUCCUCCAGGAGGAAUGGGAUUAUCUGGACCCAGCUCAGAGAAGUCUGUAUAAAGAUGUCAUGAUGGAGAAUUAUGGAAACCUGGUCUCGCUGGAUGUUUUAAACAGAGAUAAGGAUGAUGAAGCAACUGUGAAGCAGGAGAUUGAAGAAAUUGAGGAAGAAGUGGAACCACAGGGUGUAAUACUUACAAGAAUCAAAAGUGAAAUUGACCAGGAACCAAUAGAUAGAGAAAGCUUUGAACUUGUUGGUAGGUUAGAUAAACAAAGAGGAAUCUUCUUAUGGGAAAUACCACGGGAAUCUUUGGCCCAGGAGGAGAAACUGUUUGGAGGACACACUAACAUUAUCCGCAAGAGACCAAACUCAGAAGAAAAGUGCCAUAAAUGUGAAGAAUGUGGAAAGGGUUUUGUCCGUAAGGCCCAUUUCAUCCAACAUCAGAGGGUUCAUACUGGUGAAAAGCCCUUUCAGUGCAAUGAGUGUGGGAAAAGUUUUAGUCGCAGUUCAUUUGUUAUUGAACAUCAGAGAAUCCACACUGGAGAAAGGCCCUAUGAAUGUAAUUACUGUGGGAAAACCUUUAGUGUGAGCUCAUCCCUCAUUAGGCAUCAAAGAAUCCACACUGGAGAAAGGCCUUAUCAGUGUAGUCAAUGCAAACAGAGCUUCAGCCACAGAAGGAGUAUUGUUAAACACCAGAGGAUUCACACAGGUGAAAAGCCCCAUAAAUGUAAUGACUGUGGGAAAACCUUCAGUUGGAAGUCACACCUUAUUGAGCAUCAGAGAACUCAUACAGGGGAGAAACCCUAUCACUGUACAAAAUGUAAGAAAAGUUUUAGCCGAAACUCAUUGCUUGUUGAACAUCAAAGAAUUCACACUGGGGAAAGACCUCAUAAAUGUGGUGAAUGUGGGAAAGCCUUUAGACUAAGUACAUACCUUAUACAACACCAAAAAAUCCACAGUGGUGAGAAGCCUUUUCUUUGUAUUGAAUGUGGGAAAAGUUUCAGUCGGAGCUCAUUUCUUAUUGAGCAUCAGAGGAUCCACACUGGUGAGCGACCUUAUCAAUGCAAAGAGUGUGGGAAAAGUUUCAGUCAACUUUGUAACCUUACUCGUCACCAGAGGAUCCACACAGGGGACAAACCUCAUAAGUGUGAGGAAUGUGGAAAAGCCUUCAGUAGAAGCUCAGGUCUUAUUCAGCAUCAGAGAAUACACACCAGAGAAAAGACUUUUCCAUACAAAAAUGAAGCUAAGGAAAGUGUUCAUCCAAAUGGUAGUCUUGUUAUACAACAGGAGGUCUAUACUAAGGAAAAGUCAUAUAAAUGUGAUGAGUGUGGGAAAACUUUCAGUGUUAGUGCUCAUCUUGUACAACAUCAAAGGAUUCACACCGGUGAAAAACCCUACCUUUGUACUGUUUGCGGGAAAAGCUUCAGUCGGAGCUCAUUUCUUAUUGAACAUCAGAGAAUACACACUGGUGAGAGACCCUAUCUGUGUAGACAGUGUGGCAAAAGCUUUAGCCAACUUUGUAAUCUUAUUCGACAUCAGGGUGUACACACAGGUAAUAAACCCCAUAAAUGUGAGGAGUGUGGGAAAGCCUUUAGCCGGAAUUCAGGUCUCACUCAACAUCAGAGAAUCCAUACCGGAGAGAAACCUUACAAGUGUGAGACAUGUGACAAAAGCUUCAGCCAACAGCGCAGCCUUAUCAACCAUCAGAAGAUCCAUGCACAGGUGAAUAUCCAAGAAGCCCAUGAAUGUGAUGCUUGUGGUGAAGCCUUCAGUUGUCAAAUCUCUCUAAUUCAGCAUCAGAAAUUGCAUACUACAUGGAUGCAGUCAGUGUAGAACAGUCUAUGUUCGGACUUGAGACAAGCUACCAAAGUGUAGUUUUAGUGUGGCUCAGCUUGUGUCAGACUUAGUGAUAAGGGAGAUUCUGCUUGGCCUCAUGCAAACACUUUCUUGAUACCCUAAAAAUUGUGGACAGUGCCAUGCGCAACUGACUUCCAAUUACCCCUUGUUAUCACAGUCACAGAGAACAACUUAAUUUCUCUAAACCUCUUUCUUUAAUCUUUCAUUGUAGAAGUUGAACCCAGGUGCAGAGCAUGUGAGAGAUGGUCUGCAGGACAAAAUUAAAUUAGUGCAGGGGGACUGGAAGCAGCUGACACUAGAAUAGUUGUUCAGAGUCUUCUGUUAUCAACUUCGAUCUGUAUUUUCCAGUACUGUCAUGUGUGGGUAUACAUGCCAAAGACCCAAGAUUAGACAUGUAAGCUGUGGGGCCUAAGUAUUUUUUAAUCAAGCACACAAAGUCUGGUCAUUAUUUCAGAGUAUCAGUUUGGCAUGAAAGUUCAUGAAAGGCAGCUGCAGUGCCUGAUGGUUCCCAUAUCAGUAAAAUAAAUAACUCAUUAAGUUUACAUAAAAAGAUCUUGUGGGUAAUUAACAGACUAAAGUGUUACCAAGGAAUCUUUGGGAGUGCCUUACCCUCUCAAGAUGGGCCCAAAGUGGUAGAUGAUACUGUUCUUUUGUGCCAUCCCAUCUGUGAAAGAUAUUUGUAAUACUAUAUGGAUAUAAGCUUAUCCCUGCAUAACCAGGAGCCUGUGAAAGUGAACAUAUUUUGGUUAUCAAGAAUUAGAAAUUAAAAAACCUAGAAUUUAUGCUAGGAAGAUGGGAUAUUUUGGUAUUGUUUUGAGUUUUUUGUGGCAACUACAUUUUGCAUGCAAUUUUAAAAUCCUUAUUUUCUGGCUCUAGGGCUUCUCUUACUUAAUGGUUGUUAUAAUAUUAUUUAUUCAUCUAUUUUAAUUAGUAAAACUAUUUGGUUUUUC
Molecule: messenger RNA, 3312 nt
Organism: Jaculus jaculus (lesser Egyptian jerboa)
Lineage: Eukaryota; Metazoa; Chordata; Mammalia; Rodentia; Dipodidae
Gene: Znf189
Product: zinc finger protein 189
Exons: 3
Coding region: 575-2338 (587 amino acids)
Biological process (GO): regulation of transcription by RNA polymerase II
Cellular component (GO): nucleus
Molecular function (GO): RNA polymerase II cis-regulatory region sequence-specific DNA binding; DNA-binding transcription activator activity, RNA polymerase II-specific
Source: RefSeq, a predicted model, not a curated record